UGUGGGGUGGGGGGCGUGGCUGACGAGUAAGUUCCGCUUGCUGGCGAUAGCGAAGUUUCUAGGCAUAUUUAAAGCAGGGAAAUAACUUAUUGAAUAACCGAUUUAUAUAUAUAUAUAUAUUUUUUUUAGAUAUAUCAGCGUGAUCGUUCUUACCGUAGUGAAUUUGAAACCUCAAAACAAAAAUGUUACAGCUAGCUUGCUAGCAAGGUAUUAAAAUAUGUCGUCCUGGGAUAUCAGAAAGGUCUACUUGUACAAGUUACCACCAGUUGUGCUGUGCGACUUCUCCCUUGUUAUGGACAGUAUCUCCGAUGUGGACUGGGACAGAUUCGCGUCUCAUGUGUUGACUGACCAGACUCACAGGCGUCUGGCCGAGAGGAGAGAGAGACGGACAGACUGGGUGAUGAAUCACUGGGCUCAAAGGAAUGGAACAGUAGGAGAACUACUGAACGUACUGGACAAGCUGCAGCUGUUAAGAGCUAGAGAUAUCAUCUUGAACUGGAAGCCCAGUGGACUACGGCCCUCUUCCACUCCACUUGCUGCUCCGUCGCAGGUUAAACUGGAGCCUCUUGUUCCUCCAUCUCAUCUCUUCAACCCACCUCCUAAAGUCCAUCCUACCAACACUCUGACCACUAAGGCUUACUCUCCACCUGGACUGAGGUCUCUGCCCAAACCUGGCCCUCCACCCUCAGGGCUGAAAUCACAGGACCACAGAGGGGCGUUUGUAGACCAACAGUGGUCCAUCUCCAGAGGUCCCCUGCUGUCCAGUGCCAUGUGUUGGCCGUUUGAAGAAGUCCAGAGAGGAACAGAGGACUUCUCCCAUGCCAAGCAGAUAGGAGAGGGGGGGUUUGGACAUGUGUACCGGGCUACCAUGAGGAGCACCGACUUCGCUGUCAAGAAACUGAAGGAGAACUCUCCACUAGACUGGAGCGUAGUGAAGGAGAGCUUCAAGACCGAGGUGGAGAAACUAUCACAAUACAGACAUCCCAAUAUUGUAGACUUUGUGGGCUACUGUGUUGGACAAGGAACCUACUGUCUGCUCUAUGUCUUCAUGCCCAACGGUUCUCUGGAAGACCAGCUGCACAACCAGGCCAGUGCUGCCCUCUUCUGGCCACAGCGUGUCAGUGUUUUGCUGGGCACAGCCAGAGCCAUUCAGUUCCUCCACUCCUCCUCUCCGCAGCUCAUACAUGGAGACAUCAAGAGCUCUAACAUCCUGCUAGACGAGCACCUGGAGCCUAAGCUGGGGGAUUUUGGCCUGGCCCGGUUCUGCUGUAGCCCCAGCAGUAGGUCCGCUGGCAGAACCACCACGGUAGCCUAUACCAAGACAGUGAGGGGAACACAGGCGUACUUACCUGACGAAUACCUCAAAACAGGCGCGUUGGGAGUAGCCAUUGACAUCUUCAGCUUUGGAGUGGUGCUGCUGGAGGCUCUGACUGGCCGUAGAGCUUUAGAAGCAGACCACGGCCAAUCCAAAGCUGUCUACCUGAAAGACCUGGUGAAGGAGGCUGAAGACGACGGAGGUCAUCAGGUCAGAGGGAGGUCAAAGAGGACUCCAGAGAAAGUGACUCAGGAACAGUCUAGUAUUCCUCCAGCCGCUACACAUAUCUGGCAGAAGCACCUGGACCCCAGACUGAUGGUGACAGGGAUGGGAGGCUCUCUUUCUAGCUCAUCCAGGGUUUGUACGGCAGGUCCAGGCCCCUCUUCUCCAGCCCCACACGGCUCCCUGGAUCUGACGACUCUGGCCUGUCGCUGUCUGGAAGCCCGAGGGAAGAAAAGGCCCCCCAUGACCGAGGUGUUCCAGGCGCUUCAAGACAUCCAUACCCGUUUGAAGGCCUCAGAAAAGGCUGUGUCCUCCUCUUCUUCUCCUUCUCACCAGUCCUUCCCCAAACCUCCUCAAUCAUCCAUAGACUCAUGUAUAGACUGCCUGACAGACGUUCUGUCAAAAGUGGGUCCACUGGAAGACACGUACCACUGCCCUCCACACCCCUACUCAACCUCGCCUCACCUGUCCUCGGUCCUCCCUCCUUCCUCCUCCUCCUCCUUCCUUGGUCCAUGUGAGUCAGAUGAGAGCCAAGGUUAUUCCCAGUACUGUGCUCCUCCCUCUCAGCUCCCCCAUAGUGACCACCGAUCAGACCCCCAGACCUCCAUGCCGUGUGGUUGGUCUUCACCAGCCAGACAGUUACGCUCCAGGUCCCCGUGCUCAGCGUCAGAUGCUGAGAUGAACCCACAAUGCCGAGGACCAGAAGAGAGUGAUGAGCUUGAUUAUCUUUCCAGUGAGGCCCGUGAGAGUCAAGCCAACAUGCCCAGACAGACCAACGCUCACAACUAACAACCCAGCCUACCAUUACACACUGCAGUACCUAGACAAACAAAGCCAUGUGGGUGCCAUCUGCGUAUCAUACAUUGGCCAACAGUCAAUAUUGGCUGUUAUGCAAGUUCAGUUUGGGAAGAGCAAAGCAAAUGUUAACUUACUCCAAUCCUGCUUUUUUUGUAUGUUCCAUUUUUAUUUAAAAAAAACUGAAGCAUUGCUGUUUGAUAUCGUGAAAUGUAAUCAAAUCAUUUCUUUCACACAUCACUAGUUAUGGUUACAAUUUGUACAAUGUAUCUUUUAGAUAAUUCAGACCAACUGUAUGAUUUGUAUUUGUACAAUAUGAAUGUCAAGGUUUUCAUUAAAUAAACUUGAACUGGACUGAC
This is a messenger RNA of Oncorhynchus masou masou (cherry salmon), 2691 nucleotides long. RefSeq names its product interleukin-1 receptor-associated kinase 1 (gene irak1). Bases 218 to 2326 code for a protein of 702 amino acids. NCBI's taxonomy places the organism in Eukaryota, Metazoa, Chordata, Actinopteri, Salmoniformes, Salmonidae. The record is from RefSeq and is a predicted model, not a curated record. Gene Ontology annotation, biological process: protein phosphorylation; signal transduction. The transcript is spliced from 13 exons. Gene Ontology annotation, molecular function: ATP binding; protein binding; protein kinase activity.